This is a messenger RNA of Penicillium angulare, 630 nucleotides long. RefSeq names its product superoxide dismutase. Bases 1 to 630 code for a protein of 209 amino acids. Gene Ontology annotation, biological process: superoxide metabolic process. The record is from RefSeq and is a predicted model, not a curated record. Gene Ontology annotation, molecular function: metal ion binding; superoxide dismutase activity. Lineage: Eukaryota; Fungi; Ascomycota; Eurotiomycetes; Eurotiales; Aspergillaceae. Gene Ontology annotation, cellular component: mitochondrion. The transcript has 3 exons.
AUGGCAUCGCACACUCUUCCCCCUCUUCCAUAUGCCUACGACGCCCUCGAGCCCGUGAUCUCAAAGCAGAUCAUGGAACUCCACCACCAAAAACACCACCAAACCUACAUCAAUAACCUCAAUGCCGCUCUUGCCGCUCACGCAACUGCAACAGAGACAAAGGACGUCCCUGCUCUGAUCGCGCUGCAGCAGAAGAUUCGUUUCAACGGCGGUGGUCACAUUAACCACUCUCUCUUCUGGAAGAACUUGACUCCUCCCGGUACACCUGGUAACGAUUUGGCUAGUGCAGCUCCUACUCUACGUGAGGCUAUUGUUUCUCGUUGGGGAUCUGAGAAGACAUUCACGGAGAGCUUUAAUACCACUUUGUUGGGUAUUCAGGGGAGUGGAUGGGGAUGGCUUGUUAGUUCUGGUGGUCCAAAGGGACGUCUAGAGAUUACGACUACUAAGGAUCAAGAUCCGGUGACUGGGUCUGAUGUUCCUGUCUUUGGUGUGGAUAUGUGGGAGCAUGCUUACUAUCUUCAGUAUCUUAACAACAAGGCUGGAUAUGUUGAUGGAAUUUGGAAGAUUAUUAACUGGGCUGAAGCUGAGAAGCGAUACACUGCUGGUGUGCAGAACCCUGUGAAGCUUUAA